CGCGCAUUGCGAUGAGCCUCCUUAUAAAGCCAACUGCCGAGAAUUGAAUAACAGCUCGCCAUGACCUUGGUUGGAAGGUUUGCAAAACAUCGAUAAAAUCCUAUAAGGAGUUUUAAUGGAAACGAUAUCGAUGAAUGGCAAAUUUGGGAAAAUCUGCAAAUAUUUUGCAAACAGCGGAUACUGUUUUUAUGGAGAAAAUUGCCAGUUUGUUCAUGCCAAGGGGAAAGUAGAGAGUGCAUUAUCAGUUGAUGAUUCUGUUAUCACAUCAAGUGGAGGUACUGCUGCUUUGAUGCCAAGAGUUGCCAAUGUGCCCAGGCAGCUAAAAUAUGGUGAGAGUAGGUCGACACCAGUAAGUCCAAAGAAAAUUCAGCAGCAGGGCUCAAGACAGAAUCCAAAUGAAGAUCUUACAAGAAAUUUUCAAAGAUUGAAUUUUGAUGCCAUGCCUAUGCACCAGGCAGCACCACAUUUGCAAGCCAUUCCAAGGCCAUUUGCAGAUCAUGUGAAGAAGGAUCCUUUGAACUCAUUCUUUGCCCCACAUGGAAUGAAGCAGGAGUUGCAGAGGCAGUUGGUAAUUGCUAACACACAUUGUUCUGAUGAAAGUUUGCCUGCCGCUGUUGACUCAUACCAUUCUCUGUCUCCUUUAGAAGAUGGGAAAACCAAUCAGCCGGCUCAGGGUAUUUUCCGCUGUGUCACUACAUGCUACAAGGCCAUUUGCUCAAAGGAUGGACAGCUUUACUGCCUCAGAAGGAUACAUGGAUAUCGCCUAGGUGAUAGGAAAGUGUCAUCCGUUAUCGAGCAAUGGAAGAAACUCAAGUACACAAACAUUGUACCAUUGAUAGAAGUAUUUACAACAAAAGCUUUUGGGGAUACUUCUUUGAUAUUCGUCUACGAGUACUUCCCUGGCGCUGAGACGUUAAUGACUCGCCACUUCACGCCAGCUGCUAUUAAACCAUACCACCAAGGCCAUAAAGGCAGUCAUCACCCAUUGUGGACGCCCCAAAACAGGUAUGCGGUGCCUAUGCAACUGCAGAAAGCUCUUCCCGAGCGCCAUCUUUGGAACUACAUCAUUCAAUUAACUGCUGCUGUUCGGUUUAUCCAUAAUUCCGGCCUAGCUUGUCGCAUCAUCGAUCCUUCGAAGAUACUGAUCAUUGGAAAUUCAAGGUUGCGAAUCAAUUGCGUGGGUAUUUUAGACGUUUUAACAAAUGACAGCAAUUCGAAUACAGCCGCGACAAUGUUACACUAUCAGCAAGAAGAUCUCCUGGCUUUGGGAAAGCUGGUAUUAGCUUUGGCAUGCUCCUCCAUCGCUUCUAUUCAUCAGGAGAACAUAAAUCAUUCCUUGGAAUUUGUUACUAAGAACUACUCUAACGAUUUGAAGAAUCUUAUUUGGCUCCUCCACAGCACUCAGUUCCAGAAUUCGCCGAAAAGUAUAGAGGAUGUUGUACCAGUGAUUGGAACUAAAUUCUACGAACAGCUUGAUGUGAUACAAGAUAGAAGUGACACUCUUGAAAAGGAUCUUUUAAAGGAGCUAGAAAGUGGAAGGUUGUUCAGAAUAUUAGCGAAGUUAGCCACCAUUCUUGAAAGACCCGAAUUUAACAUGGACCCCGAAUGGUCAGAAACUGGCGACAGGUACCUGCUCAAGCUGUUCCGGGACUAUGUGUUUCACCAAGUCACGGAUACCAACACACCGUGGAUAGACAUGGCACACAUUGUAUCCUGUCUCAACAAGCUGGAUGCUGGAUCGCCAGAGCGUAUCUGCCUAACGUCACGCGAUGAGCAGUCCGUCCUCGUUGUGUCAUAUCAAGAUCUGAAAGCGUGCUUCGAAACAGCGUUCAGUGAUCUCGCAUCGAACAGCACAAGGACAUAGACAAGUGGCUAAGGGGUAAACCAAGAAACUCUCGUGGAUGUUUGAAAAUAAAGGUAGAUGGGUAUUUAAAGUUGAAUAGAAAUAAAGAUUUGCUGUAUUGCUUAACUCGUAUGUGCUUUUUUAAAGCGGGUAUUCAGAUAACCAAAUAGUGUACUAGGAAGGCCUGAGUCCAGUUACCUUUCGUUUGCAUGGGGAUGAGAGGGAUGCCAAUGGUAGUUAGGGCCUAGAUGUUUGUUCAGCGAGAUAAUUUUCGAUCCCUUUCAAAAUGUUUCAGCAUUUGGUUUCGAAUAGGAGCCUCCAGUGAUGCAUUUUUCCUAUACAGGUUCCAUGAUUCUUUGGUUUAUAACUAGAUUUUUAAUUAGAUACCAGACAUCUCGUCUCCAAAUACUCUAAACAACUCUCGUUUUGAAAUCAUCGACAUGGCUCUCAAGCUGCUGUGAAGAAGCCAAGAAUUCCCCUUGUUUGUUUUUGCACUGCCUGAUGAAUAGAGGGUAGAGAAACGUCUUAGUCACAAUAGACUGCAGAACGACAAAGGUUGCUCUCUUGCUCCAGUUUACUUUCAGUUUGGAAAAAGCUCCAACUGCCAUAACUGCCCCAAAUUGAGAUGGCUUAGGAAUCCAUCACUAUUAGAUACACAGUCUACCUGCGAUUAAAUUUACUUAAAUAUGCACAAGUUCACUAUUUCUUGUAUUGGGAACUAUGGAAAGCGAUAAGGACAGUUUAUAUAUGUCAUUAUUUGGCCAAACAACAUAUGAAGGCCUAGUUAAUGUAUAUAUCGUUACUAUUCUGUCAGCUCUAAUCUGAAAGUUGGCCUUUUUCUGCUUAUACUUUCAAUUAAUGUUUUUAUUGAAGAUUCCAAGUUUCAGCUUGGAGAAUUCUUUCAGAAAUAUACAGCUCUUUAAAGUAGAAAUGAAACUUUAGUGUGGUGAAUACAUUUGUAAAUUUACUUCAUACAUAGAUUUAAUGCAUGACGAUUUUUAAGCGCCAAUUCUAAAAAAAUAGCAACUGCCUUGUCAUCACGUGCAACGUGUCAUACGUCUCGUGUAUUAUUAUACCAUCGUAAUUAAGAUCAUGCUAGAAACAUUUGAAGUAAUAUUGUUCAAAAUGCACCGUAAUGGGAUUUAAAAUAAAACCAACAGGCCAACAGAGUUGCCGUUGAUAUAGUGCCAGAUCCGUGCCAUGGAUAGUUUCGAUUCCAAAACGAUCUUUUAAAAAUCAAAAUGAGAAGUUUUUAUUGAAGUUAUCAAAAUCGAAUUCCAGAAUUGAAUUGGAGUUUUGCUUGAAUUGUGCUUAUUUGAUUUUCAUUAGCUGCGUUUGUCAUUCGAAAGAAUUUUCCAUUCAUGUCCUAAAGUAUUAGAAACGUUAGAUCUUACUGAACAACUAUUGGAGAGACUGAGACUCACCACUAAAAGUAAAAUUUAGCUCGACAAUCAUUCCAGUGAUAUGUUCCAGUUCUUUUUUACGCCAUUGAUAAAGCUACUCUUUAGCACCUUGAUAUAAUGAAGCAAUGUACAGAUCUUUAUAAGAGAUUAAAAUAUAGUCUUUCGAGGCUACAAGUAUUGGAAAAGGCCGCUGCUGUUGUAAAGGCAUGUAAUUCUCUCCUUGACUUGUGUAUGGUAAUUUAAAUGCCAUAAAAUUAACUGCAAUGGAAUUGAAUCAUAACUGAAAUAAGAUUAUUUUGUAUAGUUUUUGGUAUUUAUGUAUACAACUUAUGUAUUAUGGGAUACAAAUAAAAUGUGUUCAUAGUUAUA
Molecule: messenger RNA, 3615 nt
Organism: Rhopilema esculentum
Lineage: Eukaryota; Metazoa; Cnidaria; Scyphozoa; Rhizostomeae; Rhizostomatidae
Product: PAN2-PAN3 deadenylation complex subunit pan3
Biological process (GO): mRNA processing; nuclear-transcribed mRNA poly(A) tail shortening; protein phosphorylation
Cellular component (GO): PAN complex; P-body
Molecular function (GO): metal ion binding; ATP binding; protein kinase activity
Source: RefSeq, a predicted model, not a curated record